GUUCCGAUUCUCUGUAUUCUCUAUAUCUCUAUUUCUCAUCAUCUCUCUCUCGCUUUCGCUUUUGAUUUGAUCUUCAUUAAUUAUGCGAAUUCGUAUAAAAUUUUUAACUUUUCUCAUCGGUUUUCUGGUUAUUCUCCCCCUUUUUUGCAUUUUAAUUGGCAAUUUUUUGUCGGCUCAUGGAGAAGAUUAUUUCGAUGAGGAGUACGAAGUUCUGAAACCGGUAAAUCUUGAAAACUUGGAGCCAACCACAAAACUCGCUCAAAAGCCAAAACCUCAAUUUGAAGGUGUCAUCUCGAAAUCAGUACUUAUCGGUUACUCAAAUGCAGAUAAACUCACGAUAUUCUCUUCUUUUACUGGAGAUGAUGGAACUACAGUAAUCUUAUCGUCCUAUGGGUAUUUAAACCGACGUGUCUACUGUCGUUUAUUCGAUGAAAAUAGGCAGGAAAUCUAUCAGAAAGCCGUGGCAGUUUUCCCCGAAUUAACAAUAAAGUGCUCGGAGAGUUCCUCAGUAAAAGCCGAGUUCGUUGCUGUAACUAUAAACAAAAAGGAUGUUCCAGGGAAUAUGAAGCAGAUUUACAAAGAAAAAGAAACAAAGAACAAAUCAGAGUUUACUGUAUGUCUUGCUCCACUUUAUGGAGAAUCUCCGAAAGUGUUGAUGUUGAUGGAAUUUAUUGAAUAUUAUAAGUUGCAGGGCGCUGACCAUUUUCUAAUUUACUCAUUCAACAUCUCAAAGGAAACUGAAAAUGUUUUGGAUUUCUAUAGAAAUUCCUCAAACCUUGAAGUAAUACAAAUGGGAAAUGAAACUAAAUGUCUAAAUCGUCAUAGAUGCAGACAUGAGAUGCAGUUACAGGACUGUGUAUUCCGAACUCAAAAGUACUCAAGCUGGGUGGCAACGGUUGAUUUGGACGAAAGGAUCAUGAUGAUUGAUGAGAAAUCUACUCUUUUAGAUUAUAUCAGAAAUUGCAAUGAUCAUAAAAUCUCUGAACUACGUUUUCGUUGUCAAUGGACUCUUCGAUAUUCUGAAAUUUCUUCUGGUGCUCCUCAAAUUGAGAAUCUUCCAAUGAUUACUUGGCAUAACACCAGCCACGUGGCACCGCAGAAUCAUACUACAAAAUCGAUUAUUCGGUCCCGAAAUGUUGACUCGAUGGGUGUGCACGGAGUUCAAAAGUUCCGAAAUCCGAUCUAUGGAGUCCGACUUGUGGAGCCAGAAAUUGCAGUUGUCCGACACUAUCGAUUGAUUAAAGGAUGGAGUUUCUUUUUAAGAGAAGCCGAAUCUUUUGGCAACUUUUUCCAUUUUCAACUAUCUCCUGGUUUAUCUAGUCGUAUUAUUGAAAGGGUUGCAAAAAUUAUUGCGAAAUUUUAGAACAUUACGGGUUAAUAAAUGUUUUUGAUUUGUUUUGUUUUCUGUAUUUUGAUGUAUUUUUGAGAGAAUAAAAAUAUUAUACCAAACA
Molecule: messenger RNA, 1451 nt
Organism: Caenorhabditis elegans
Lineage: Eukaryota; Metazoa; Nematoda; Chromadorea; Rhabditida; Rhabditidae
Gene: gtnt-2
Product: Glycosyltransferase family 92 protein
Exons: 6
Coding region: 83-1363 (426 amino acids)
Cellular component (GO): membrane
Molecular function (GO): glycosyltransferase activity
Source: RefSeq, marked reviewed